Molecule: messenger RNA, 4839 nt
Organism: Aspergillus sclerotioniger CBS 115572
Lineage: Eukaryota; Fungi; Ascomycota; Eurotiomycetes; Eurotiales; Aspergillaceae
Product: endosomal peripheral membrane protein
Exons: 6
Coding region: 1-4839 (1612 amino acids)
Source: RefSeq, a predicted model, not a curated record
AUGUCCUCCCAAUUUCUGCAGGCAGAGCUCUUGAACCUGAUCCAGGAAUCCAAGAGGAGGAACACUGACCUGCGAAAUGCGGCUGAAGAAUCCCUUAAUGAAUUGAAGGCACUGCCUUCUACAUCCGAAGCGCAGAUUUCAGCAGACCUAGUGCGUAAACCUAAGUUCGCGAAUCCAUUCAUUCUUGCCUGCCACAGUCGCCAUGCGAAACUUGCAGGCAUCGGGGUCGUAUGCCUGCAAAGGCUAGUUGCUUCGCGGUCGCUACCUUCUGAGCGAUUGAAAGAUGUUCUGGCUGGGUUGAAGGAGACCACGAACAUGAGCCUGGAUAUUCAGCUCAAAAUUCUGCAAUCGUUACCUUCUUUGCUGCAGCAUUAUUCCAAUGACCUAGGAGGAGACCUCUUGGUGAGCACUUUGGAGAUUUGUGCUACUCUACAAGGGAACAAGAUGCUUGCGGUUUCUAGUACUGCCGCAGCCACGUUGCAGCAACUGGUCGUGUCGACAUUCGAGCGUGUUUCGAUUGAAGACAAAAACUUCAAUAAAUCGACGCCGACGACUACUGUGAAAGUCGACGGGAACCCAAUAAACGUAGGGUACUUUGCAUACGAUGCUUUACGGGUGCUGGACGACCUCUGUCGACUGAUCGAUGGUGAACCCCUGUAUUUUCUUCGAAUCAAGUCUCUCUCUUCAACAUUCACUCUAGAGCUUAUCGAGAGCAUACUGGUCAACAGCGGGAAACUUUUUGUUGUCCAUGCCGAGCUAACCCAGGUCCUGCGAGUUCGACUUAUGCCAAUGAUUGUAAGGUAUCUGUCUGAAAGACACGGCUUCUCUCAGACUGUUCGCGUCAGUCGAAUUCUCUUAGUACUUCUCAAGCGCCAUAUGUCUCUCCUACCUGCGGAGUGCGAGAUGGCCCUCGGGCUUUUGACGCAUCUACUUGAGCCUGAUGGGAACUCGCCUUGGAAGCGAGUCCUCUGCAUGGAAGUUUUCCGAGGCUUGUAUCUCGAGCCAGGUCUGGUGAGGCUCAUGUAUUCCUUGUACGACAGAGAUGACCGCAGGAAGAAUAUCCUCAGAGACCAUAUGGCUUCUCUUGUUCGCCUGGCUUCCGAAAAGCCUUCUUUGAUUGGGCUCAGCAGCCAGUCAACCGUGCCUUUCCGUGCCGAGCAUUCGAGAUCUAUUACCGAAGAUCAAAUUACGCUCGAGGCUGGUGGAGUUGCUGGUGUUAUCGGAGCCACCGUUCCCUCAACCGACACUGAUGUACCGGGAAUCAGCAGUCAGUGGAGCGUGGUUCGCACGCCAUAUAUGGAGUUGCUUGACAAGACCGAUCCUCCUCCCCCUCCUGAUACGUAUAUUUACAGUCUUGUACUCAACUGCAUCAGUAGUUUUGCUGAAGGCCUCGCAAAAUUCAUACUCCCUUUGACAGUACCCGAUUUGAAGCAAAAGAGGCGAAGUCGUAUUGCGAGCCCUCAUCCAGACGGUGGCUCUUCCCGGCCCUCACAGGAUCUCCAGAGGACGAAUUCCUCGAAAGGGUCUCAAACGUUGAGUCCCAAAAAAUCAUCUAUACCGAUCAAUCCUCUCCAGUUAGAGUCACAUCCUCAGCUCCCGGCAAUCCAAAGCUGUGCUGGUAUUAUUGAGAAUUGUUGGCCGGCCAUACUCGCUGCCUGCUCAACAUUUCUCUAUGCAUCUCUCGACGAUGACUUUUAUCACAACCUUGUCCGGUCAUUCCAGAAGCUAGCUCAUGUGGCUGGCCUUCUUAGGUUGUCUACGCCGCGUGAUGCGUUUCUGACAACGCUCGGGAAGGCAGCCAUGCCAGCAGAGGCAAGUAGCACGAGGCCUGCGACCACUGCGGUGACUACCACAGCUGCUUCUCAAUCAAAUCCAACGACGGAUGAGAAGUCGAAGAGCUCACAGGCGUCGCUUGCCGGUUCCCCAUUACCAGCUGAGACUUCCAGUGCGCCUUCUGACAUCGCAUUCGUGUCCCUCAGUACCCGGAACCUCCUGUGCUUGCGCGCUUUACUUAAUCUGGGCAUAGCUCUAGGUCCUACUUUAGACCAGCCGGCCUGGUCAAUAAUCUUAGGGACACUUCAAGACACAGACUUGCUGAUAGGAAUGGCUUCCACGAAGUCGCAAGCCUCAACCAGUAGCUCUGGGGAAGUUCUGUCUGGUUCUGGUUCUGAUGUGCCCAAGGCUAAUCUCGGUUCCGAGAUCUUGGCCGUGCAGACAGCUUCUGCUAAAAUGCUGGAGAGUACCAACGACUACCCUAGUGAUUCAUUUCAAGAGAUUUUGACUGCCCUCCUCGAUCUGUCCGGGACAGUUGAAGAGCCAACUCAAGAGUCGCCUGAGAAUGUGUCAAACGCAGUCCUUUCGCCUCAGUCCCGCUCUAAUCUAAUGCGCAAAAGUACACACCGCGUAUCGCGCUCUAUGGGGAAGUCUAGGACACAGGAUGAGCUAUUGAGGUUUGUUCUCGAGAAAGCAAAUGAAUUGGCUAGAGCAAACCUCGAACGGUUUUCGUCACUAGCUGAAAGUGACCAAGACGCUUGGCAACUUCUUACGGGAAGAUUGAUGUCAAGCGCAGCGGACAGAUCGAACAUCCAAAAGCUUCGUCUACGAGCCAACGAGGUACUGAAUGGCGUUGUUUUUCAGACCUUGAAGCAGACGGAUAGCAGUGACGUCUCCGAACGGAAUGCACGGCAGAUGAGAAAUCUUCAGACACUCAAGCUUCAAGUUCAAUUGCUCUAUGAUGCAGGUGCGUGCUCAGCAGGGUCACCUUCAGCACCUGUGGCCGAAGUUCAUGAACAGAGCUUGGAGACCUUGAAGGGUAUCCUUGAACAAUAUGCGGAAACAUUCGCUGAGGGGUGGUCCAUCGUCUUUGAUCUCAUCUCAAGCGUUUUUGGUGAAACGAAGGGGACAGAUGCACCUAGAAAAGGGCGUCAGCCAUCGUCGACAGCCAACUCGCCUCGACUCGUUCGUGUGGCAUAUAAGUCUCUGCAGCUUAUAGCCUCCGACUUUAUCUCCCUACUUCCGUUACCCUGUCGGUUGAAUCUUGUGGACUCCUUUUCGAAGUUUGCCUUGCAACAGCAGGAUUUCAAUAUCUCACUGACAACUACAUCGUCUUUCUGGAAUGUGUCCGACUUUCUUCAAGGACAGAUCGAGCAUUUUUGCAUCGAGACUCAUGUUGAUUCCUCGGUGACUGAGGAUACGCUUGCAGGCCUAGCUAAGGGGGAUGAUCCUGCUGUCUCGCGUAACGCACUGUGGCUAUUGCUUCUUCUACGAAUAGUUGACCUCACCACAGACAGCAGGCCAGAGAUUCGUAACUGCGCGAUCCAGACUCUAUUAAGAAUAUUCGAUGCCUACGGCCAGCAACUGUCGCCCAAAGCAUGGCGCUUGUGUCUCAACCGUGUGCUGUUUCGAAUGGUGGAAGAAAUAGAAACCGAGCUCACACUUACACGGGGCAAGAAUAGCAGCCGCACUCCGGAUGAACUUAAGGCGUGGGUUGAGACCACGGUCGUCAUGAUAAAGGGGGCUUCCGAUCUCAUCACCACUUUCUUCGAACCAAUUGUUCAAGAUGACUUGUUUGAUCAGUCCUGGGAACGCCUGCUCGGCUACUUCCGGAAAUUGAUCGGCUUACGUCUCUUAGAAUUCAGUGAAGGUGUAUACUCCAGUCUGUCGAACAUUCUUCUUCGUGUACAGACGCCCUCUGGGCUAAGCAAACAGGCUCUGAAUUCCACUUGGUUGCUAUGGGUAGAUGGACACCCAGCCGACAAAGAAGAUUUACUAGAUUUGGAGCGCCCGAAUCAAGAUGCGGCCAUAGCAUACCUCGAGUCAUUCCAACAGAUCUAUCGGUUAUACAAGGUUGAUCUUGAAGGGGAGCGUGUUGAAAGCAUUCUCGGGCAUCUGCGUCUUCUUGCAUGGAAUUCAAUAUCCCCUCCAUACUCACCAGACAUUGACCGCUCAUCGCGCCUCCAGACAAUGAUUAUUGACUGCUUGAAGACACUAUGCAUCGAGAAAGACAAUUCGCAGCCAGAAAUUCUCUCAUGUCUUGCCGAUUUUGCGGAUUCACCAUUAUCGAGAUGGUCCCCUGAGAGUGACUCGAAGAAACCAACCUAUCUUGCCUUUUCCAAAUCUGCGAUAGAUCUCCUCAGCUGGUACAUCGCGGAUCAUGGUAUCAAGCAAGACAUAUUCACAAAUGGAGCACUAGCGACAGCUCUUGAGCAUCUCGCGCACCCAAUAGUCCAAAGAUAUGAAUGGCCAGGAAAGGAUCGCGAACCAAGCCUUUGGCGCCAGUCAAUCACAGCGGCUUUGAACGUUCUCCAAGUUGCGAUUCCUUACAUGGAGACACAAUACGACAACCCAGAUCAGCCGGAAAUCCAGCGUUUCUGGAAGCAGGCAGUCAACAUUGCAAGCGGCAUCGUCACUGCCCGGGGCUAUCGAACCGCCCCCCUUCCACGAGCCACCAUCCUAGCCGACGAGUCCUUUGAUAUUGCUGCUUUCGAGCGACUCAAAACGCUCAUCAUCCCAUCACUCGGGGCGUCCGUCAUCCCAGACUCAAUCCGCCGCGAAUUCUCAAGCGCCCUAUUACACUCCUCCUUCAUCUACCUUCCCCAACGAUUCGACAUCCCUACCAAAUCCCUCCAAGACGAGCCUCUGAGCGGCAUAUACGAAAUCCGACCCGGAAGAACCUUCGAACCCCCACCAACAUCACGCACCAAAAUGGCAUACGUGGUGAUUGACACGCUCUUCGAAUUGGCAUCCACACCAACACAAGACGCCAACAACAACACCAACCACACCCCUCACAAACCACCGCUCGCGUCACCCUCGCCCAAUCUAUCUCCCCAUACCUGA